This is a messenger RNA of Glycine soja, 902 nucleotides long. RefSeq lists its product as uncharacterized. Bases 252 to 773 code for a protein of 173 amino acids. The transcript has a single exon. The record is from RefSeq and is a predicted model, not a curated record. Lineage: Eukaryota; Viridiplantae; Streptophyta; Magnoliopsida; Fabales; Fabaceae.
UCACUUUUCUCCAAUGGAGCCACUCAAGACAGGAGCAAAGUCAGUUACUCAUGUCAAAAUGAAUACGUAAGUCCCACUGAGUCCCCACUAAUCCAUGCCUUUGAUUUCGCCGGCACAGGACAUAAUCACCGCUCAUCACAUCACCAUUUAAAUACACCAAAGUUCUCACAAGAAACACACACACAAAACAAACCAUUGCCUAGUUUUGAAAAAAGAUUAGAAUAAUAAUAAUAGUAAUAACAUUGAAAAGAAUGGGUGCAGUGAGUGUAGUAAGAGUGGAUGAUGAUGAUGGUGAUUCAUUUAAGAAGGCAGGUGCAGUUCCUUUUAAGUGGGAGGUAAAACCAGGACUCCCUAUAGUGCAACAGAAGCUCCACCACCAGAAGCUGGAAUCGCCGUCGCUGAAGCUGAGGCCGCCGCCGCCGGUGGGUGCCUACCUGCUUUCUCCGGCGGAGCCUCGGUCCCGGUCCUUCCGGUCCACUCCGAGGGACCGGUCUGAUCGGUGGCGGUUCAAGCGGCCUCUUCUGGCCCAAGCCGAGAGCGUGUCGUCUGGUUGUUUCUUUUCGCCGUUUUUGAGGAGGCUGCAACGGAGGAAGAAGGUUCCGAAGCGAGUAUUUGAAGAGGACUAUAGGCCGGAGCUUGAGACGCUAGGUCGGUGGUCUUUGUCGUCGACGAAGUCGCUCUCGCCGUUCCGGGCCUCGACGACGUCGUCUUCUGUGGCGUCAUCGCCCCGGCCCGUUAGCGAUGCCGAAUGGGCCGGGUUUGGGCUUUUCUGAACGAGUAGAGCAGUUACUUACUGGGUCAUGGGUGGGCGUGUCUGCGGAAUCGGAAUUGCAAAGAUUUUUCUUUUUCUUCUACUUUUUUUUUCUUUCCUUUUUUUUUUAAUCUCAAUGAAAAAAAGGUUA